Molecule: messenger RNA, 408 nt
Organism: Talaromyces proteolyticus
Lineage: Eukaryota; Fungi; Ascomycota; Eurotiomycetes; Eurotiales; Trichocomaceae
Product: HIT domain protein
Exons: 6
Coding region: 1-408 (135 amino acids)
Biological process (GO): nucleotide metabolic process
Molecular function (GO): catalytic activity
Source: RefSeq, a predicted model, not a curated record
AUGUCGUCUGCAGCUUGCAUAUUCUGCAAAAUCAUCAAGGGAGACAUCCCAUCCUUGAAGAUCUUCGAAAACGACAAAGUGUUUGCGUUCCUCGACAUCCAGCCAUUGAGUCGCGGCCAUGCUCUCGUCAUCCCAAAGUAUCACGGCGCGAAGCUGACGGAUAUUCCGGACGAUAGUUUGACGGAAAUACUGCCCGUCGCAAAGAAAAUCGCCAGCGCGACUGGGGCUGUUGAUUACAAUAUCCUUCAGAACAACGGCCGACCGGCACAUCAGGUCGUGGAUCAUGUCCAUUUCCAUGUGAUCCCCAAGCCCAACGAAACUGAGGGACUGGGCAUCAAGUGGCCUGCUCAGACUACUGACAUGGAGAAGUUGAAGGCCUUACACGAGGAACUAAAGAGCAAGAUGUAA